GUCGCUGUCAAGGAUGCGCUGACAAGCCUUCUGGGUAGCCUGAACGGCCUGAACGGCACAGACAACGCGAGCACAGGCGUGCUAGGCGAAGUGUCCAUUUCUACCGAUGCCGGAGAUGGGAAGGUCGUGGUCUACAGCCCUGAACGCUUGGCAGAAUCUGGGGAGCCUGCAAAAGUCAGCGUGGACGACUCAGAAGCCACCGCCGAGGUCCCCGCCGGUGUGCUGCAGCAGGCCCAGGGCUUGGUAGGAGAUGGCCAUCUGAUGCUGAGCGUCGUGGUCAUGAAUGAGGAAAUGUCUGAGAAGUUCAGCACACCUCCUCCGAUCACACAAGAAGGCCCCGUGACGACCUUGCUGUCGGCGCCCUUGGUGAUCAACAUCCGCGACGAGAAUGGAACCGUCAUCGACAUAGGCCCGCUGAAAACUCCGAUGACGGUUCAGCUGGAGGUCAAGAAGCGGAGGUUGGACCAGGCGAGCAACAGUGCCGGCAGAAAAUGUGCCUAUUGGGAUGAGGAGCGAGCAGUUUGGGAGACGAAUCCGAAGGAAAUCGAAAGCAUCGAAGGCGAUGAGGCUAAGCCUGGCCUUGUGCGCUGCAGAACGAAACGGAUGGCCAUCUUUAGUGUCGUGCUGGAGGAGUUCGAAAACACCCUGAAGUGCAGCACGCUGGGACAGCUGCUGACCGCAGACGCGCUUGCGAGCCUUUCCAGGAGCCCCUCUCUUCAAGCUGACAGCUGA
Molecule: messenger RNA, 732 nt
Organism: Symbiodinium necroappetens
Lineage: Eukaryota; Dinophyceae; Suessiales; Symbiodiniaceae
Source: the annotation of a GenBank genome assembly